GGGAGAGAGAGAGAGGAGGGGAGAGAGAGAGGGGACCGCGUGUGGGUUGAGAGUUUGUGAGCUCGCCCGCCACUCGGUGAGCAUCAAGCACGCGCAGAGGGUGGCGGUGUGCAAGUCGGGGAGCGAGGGGCUGGGUGCGUGGUGUGGUGGUGGCGGUGGUGGAGUUGUUACAGGCGACCAGGGGGGCUUGCGACGCGCAACGCUGGAGUGGAUCUGAUGGCCGCUCUCAAAGUUCCCGGCGUGUUGCUGGCGACGUUUUUUGCCCUCGCCUGCGGUGCCUUCUCGCCGGCCGCCGCUGGAGUACAACAACGACGCCGUCUCCUCCUCCUCCACCCCCUCGCCGCGACGCGUCCUCUCGGUUGCUCGCUGAUGUGCGGCGCUGAUGGCGAGGAGAGACCGGUGCCCGUCGAGUGCCGCGCUUGGUGUCGGCGCAGAGUGAACCGGAGCCUCCCUUCGGAGAAGGAAACGGUCGCCUACACCGGCACACAGGCGUGCGAGCCGUGGACGUGCGGUGGCGAUGGUGGCGGCCGCGUGGCUCUGUGCCGGGAGGCUCCCGGGCGCCCCGUGGACGUGCGAGUGGCGCCCGUGGACGUGCGCAAGCUCGUCGACAUCGCGUCCGACGCCCUCGUGCUCACCUGGAGGCCCAACCCGAGCGGUGUUGAGGCUCUGCGUGGGUACCAGGUGAACCUCCAGGGCCUACGCGGGGACUUUGGCUACUCCAAGUGCGAGCAGAUCCUGCUGGACAAUCCGCUCACCGCUGCCGACGUUGACAAGGAGUUCGUUUACGACGGCUUCGACUACCUGCAGUUUGGAGCCGACUACUACAUCACGGUGGACCCGGUGCCGUUCCCUGCGAGCGGCGAGCGCGAGUUCGCCGCGGUGGAGUUCACCGCCCGCUCCUGUGAGGAGGUGGUGGGGAAAGGAAACAACGAAUGCAUGUACGACUGGUUCCCCAAGACGGUGAACGUGACGCAGCAGGGCACGGACGUGAACGUGACCUUUGACCUGGCGCCGCCGUCGUUCGGCGUCGAGUCGUACGUAGGUGUAUGCGGGCGUGCGGCCCGAGGCGUGCGCCGCUCCGGCGCCGCCGCUGGGGGCCGCCCUGCUCGCCUGCUCGCCCGUCUCGAGAACAAGACGGCCGUGCGCGUGCCCAAGGACAAAAACUUCACUUACGGCUGGGUCAGCCUGCGCAACCUGCAGCCCGGAGCCACUUACGUCAUCGAGGUGUCUCUGAACAGCGUGGAUGCCCAGAGGAAAAGAGCCAUCUUCACCGUUACCCACGUGUCGGCGCCUUCCCCGUGGAGCGGGCCUCUCCGCGCCAUCGCCAUCACCGUGCCCAUCGUGGCGGCCGCCGCCGUGGCGACGUUCCUCACACUCGUGUGCCGCAGCAACACGCAGGGUGAGACGCCGCCGCCGCCGCCACGCGCCGAACAUCACGCCGAGGGAGGCUACCACGAGUUCACGGACGACGAGAGCUCGGAGGUCUGCUCACAGUUCGUGGGAGCGGUGGGCGAACGCUCGCGCCCCAAGAUCUUCCUCUGCUACUCGGGCCGCGACGGGCAGAAGCACACGAGCGCCGUGCUCCACCUCGCGCGCUUCCUGCAGGAGUGCGCCGGUUGCAGGGUGAGCGUCGACCUGUGGGAGCAGCUGAUCAUCAGCGCCGAGGGCAAGCUGGACUGGCUCGACCGGCAGAUCAACGAGUCCGACUUCAUCCUCGUCGUCUGCUCCAAGGGCCUCAAGUUCUUCGUGGACAAGCGCCGACGGCACCGGGGGGCGGGGGGCGCCCACGCCGGGAGGGGCGCGCGCCGCCGCUCCGGCCAGGGCCUCGCCGACCUCUUCAUCGCGGCCGUGCCCAUGAUUGCCGAACACCUGCGCCGGCACAGGGCCCCGGCGGGCGGCGCGGGCGUCGAGCGCUCGGGGGCGGGCGACCGCGUCCUCGGCGUCUACUUCGACUACUCCAGCGAGCAGGACGCGCCGGCCGUCCUCGAGCUGCCGGGCGCCAAGUUCCGCCUCCCCGAGGCGCUGCCGCAGCUCGUGGAGCGGCUGCACGCCGGACGCGACGGCGAGACGGCGGCGGAGGCGACGGCGGCGGCGCCGCAGCAGCGGCAGCUCGACGCCGAGGGCCUCCUGCGGUCGGCGGCGGCGGGCCGCGCGCUGGCCGACGCCGUGGCCGACGUGCACAGCUACAUCCGGCAGACGCCCGACUGGUUCCAGCGGCAGUGCACGCCGCCGCGGGCACCGGGCCACGUGGACACGACGCGGCCGCCGCCGUCGAGCGCCGCGUCGGAGAGGGAGGAGGAGGGGGCGGGGGCGGCGGCGGCCGCCGUCGGGUGGAGCCACAGGCGGCGCGGCCGGGACGGGAUGGAGAGGAUCUCGGCCGAGCGGGGCUGCGUGCAGGCGCCGAGGGCCGCGUGCGGGCGAGCGACGCGCGGUUACGGUUACGGCCGCGCCGCCGCGCGGUCGGGGGGCGGCUCGGCGGCGUCGCGCGACCUCGGCGCGUGCGGCGGGGGCGGCACCCCGUCCGUCGUCGUCGUCGGCGGCGGCUGCAGAGCGCGAGCGGGCGGCCUGCUGAGCGUGCCCGUGAUCCGGCACAUGCCCCGGGCGGAAGAGAGAGACGAAGACGACGACGACGAGGGGAGCGACGCGGGAGCCAAGGGGAGGCACGCGGGGCUGGGCUCGGCGGAGGCGCGCGGAGGGGAGGCGGCGCUGGCGUCCCCGCUGCUGCCGCCCCGGCGCGACGCGUGCGGCUCCCCCGACCGGCAGGCCCUGCGGCUGCUGCGCGACUCGGGGAUUUACGAAGCGCCGCCGUCCCUGACGCGGGGCGCUUCGCUGCCCUCCCUGGCCCAGGGCCCCUCGCUGCCCUCGCUGCAGCACGAGUCGGCGCUGCCCCUGCUCGCGCCGGAGCCCGGCGAGACCGACUCGACCACGGGCAGCAUCUCCUCGUCCUCGGGGCUCGGAGAAGAGGACCCACCCAUCCCCAAGCUCCUCAAGCAGCAGCAGCAGCAGCAUCCGCAGCUGAAAGGAGCCGCGUCUGAGUGGGAGAAACUCCGCCUGGACAUGAGCGCGCCCUCGCUGAGCAUCGCCCAGCAGAGCUAAUGAUUGUCUCGGCAAAAAAACCCUCCCUCCUCCUCCUCCCCCCACCCACUCGUUUCUAAUUUAAACACAAAUUUAUUUGUUAACUCUCCAAUUUUUUUCUGUUUUAAGAAAUAUUUUUUAGAGAUUUUUUUUUGCCGUUAAAAUUUAGUUUUGUAAAAUGCUUGUUUUAUAUAUUGUUAUUUUUUUUGUUGAGGGGGUGGCGGGGGUAGGGGGUUCCAGAGAAUGUCGUUCGGUGUGAGUGUAAAUAAAGUAAUAGAGUCCUUGUAAUAUUACGAUUGUAUACUUUAUCACAGUACUACAGUAUAUUGAUAAGAGAAGUAUUAUUUUAUACGUAACUUCUGCAAGUGUAACGAAAUUCCUUGUCUAACUGGGGUUGGGUGGGUGGGGGUGGGAUUUGCGGUCCCUUUAAAAAUAUAUAUAUUUGCCUGACAUGGACCAAUAGGUGACCCAAAAACAUAGCCCUGGCUCAUUGUUGGCAAUCGCCGGCCCGCAUGCCUUAUUCAGCAAUCGGCAGGUGUGUGCCUGCCGCCUGGUUGAACACGCGUAACCUCUCCCGGGGGUUUAGAGAGCACAGGCACAAUGACAAUUCACGUGGAGUAUAAGACGCAGAUGCAUCUCCCGUGUCGUUUGCAGUUCCCCGCGCAUUCAAUUUGAGCUAACGGAGAUGCUGCGGGAGUGGUCGCAAGGAUUUGUCUACGGCUGCGUUUGGUAAUGGGACGCCUGUUCCAUCAGACGGUGUUCUAAAGAGUAUUUUAAGCCAGCCAACGUACAACUCUGAUUAAUCUGGACCCUAUAGACCUGUAAGCAGGCGACUGCUAAAAUUAAUGAGUGCAAUAUCACGAGACCAUUUAGACCGUAGGAGUAUGAGAGAUUCAUCGCUUAGGAAAAUUGCAAACGUGUAAAAAAAAAAUCCGAUAUAUGAAUGGUUGCUGGUGUGGUGUUGUGUAUAUCCCCCCCCCCCCCACCUUUAUCCACCCAGCAUAUGGUCACGUGGUGUGGUGGGGUAAAGUGUGGGUACUCCCACCUCUUCCAAGACGUUUGGCUGGUCUGGAAGAUUAGGCCAAAUUCGCUCCAGAGGCGUUCUACAGAGCUCCCUCUAGUAGGGGGGGGUGGGGGCCUUCCACCACCAGUGCACUGAACAAGAUAUUCGAGGGCUCUACUCUUCCCCUUCGCAUUUUAUUACGUUAAGAACGCUCCGUCCUUCCCCCCCGCCCCCCACUAUAGCUCCUUCACACAGCAAAUGCUCAUUGUUGCCAAUGAACACGAUGAAGUAUACUUUGUGUGCGUUCCCAUACAAGACAUCAGUCUGCGUUGCAUUUAGCCAAAGCUACGCAGCGCGUGACUGCACACGCACGCGCCCCCAGAUGUUAGGGCAAUCGUCAAGACGUGAUUGCGCACACCUCCCGCAGUUCGUCAUUUAGCGGCGUGAAAGCAAUCGCUGGCGCGGCGGGAGGGGGAAAGUCGUGUGGGCGUAAUGCGGGGAAAGUGCACGCAGCGAGAGAAGGCGAAUGACGCAGGAGAAAGAUCUUCGCCACCGCUUCUCCGAGCAUCUCGCGUACGUGCUCUGCGGGGGGGGGGGGCGGCAGUUUAACUCGUCAGCAAUGACUCAACGCCACGGGGAACCACUGUGGCUGCUCGCCGUGUGUCCGAUGAUACACGCAGCCAUAUCACACCUCUGAUUACUACCAGUUGGCUGCAUAUGGUACGAAAGAAAUGCAACGUACAUAAAGUGUUAGAUGAAUUAAUAUUUAGGGGCUAUGUCAGUUAUGCCCCCUUUUUUAAGGGCACCCGUAAGUUCCAUCUUCCAGGACCAGAUUGGCAACUAGGGGCCUGUUUCCCCUAUCUGCACAGGGCCUUACUCGUCGUUGAGAAUGCCGACCUACAAUUUGUUUGUUGUCUUAACCUUUUAUUGAAAUUUUAACAAAGUGUGGUCUACAGAUGGACAACCAAAGAGAAGAUGGCGUUUUUGUAAUCGGGGGGGGGGGGGGGGUGGGGAGUGGGAUGGGCGGGAAAUGUGGGAACAACGUGGAUUACGGUUGUGUAAGUGUGGCGAGCGAUGUCCACAAUUGGACGUCUUGUGCGAAAUGGCCCAUAGAAAAAAUAAAAAUUGUCAGUGAACGCAGCGUUAUCAUCUUUGGCGACAGUUGAAAUGAAUCGAGGUUGCACGGGUGACCCCCACCGGUGACCCCCAGCACCGCGAAGACUGUCAAUAACUAAACAGUGGCAAGUGUUCUCAACACCAGUGGGUGUUUGCUUCCGUAGACAUCUGACGUGUCGUGCUGCUAGUUCGUGCACAGUUUGAUCGUUUUUGAGUCGUUAAACUUCUUAACUGCAGUUGAUAUAAAGAAAGGGCUGACUGACAUUUUAGUCAACACUAAUUACAGUAUUUGCGACUGGCGUUCAACAUCGUAUCGCUCCUUUGAUGAAUAUGGUAAUAAACUUUUUGUCGGUUUA
Messenger RNA from Lethenteron reissneri (Far Eastern brook lamprey), 5550 nucleotides. RefSeq names its product interleukin 17 receptor D (gene IL17RD). Gene Ontology annotation, molecular function: interleukin-17 receptor activity. Lineage: Eukaryota; Metazoa; Chordata; Hyperoartia; Petromyzontiformes; Petromyzontidae. The record is from RefSeq and is a predicted model, not a curated record.